AUGAAGAUUCGAAGUACAGCCUUCUUGGCAACUUUGCUUUCAUCUCUGCUGACGACUGGAGAUGCUUUCCAAACGGCGGCGGUUCCACCAGGAGGAGCACGCAAUGCUUUGGCAAGCCCAUCUGCGGGACAAGCUUCUCUAGCUGCUUCAUCCACAGCAGAUGCCGAAUCGUCACCUUGUGCUGGCCGAAACGAUGCGAUCCCAGAAUCUGUCACCGCGCAAUCCCUUCGUAGCGCCGUUUUGACCAACGUGGAUGGAGAGUUGGUUCGGCUUGACGAAAAGAUGGGAAAGGGAACCUCCAUUGUUGUCUUCCUUCGCCAUCUAGGGUGA
Molecule: messenger RNA, 330 nt
Organism: Cylindrotheca closterium
Lineage: Eukaryota; Bacillariophyta; Bacillariophyceae; Bacillariales; Bacillariaceae
Source: the annotation of a GenBank genome assembly